This is a messenger RNA of Trypanosoma grayi, 2832 nucleotides long. RefSeq lists its product as hypothetical. Bases 1 to 2832 code for a protein of 943 amino acids. Lineage: Eukaryota; Euglenozoa; Kinetoplastea; Trypanosomatida; Trypanosomatidae. The transcript has a single exon. The record is from RefSeq and is a predicted model, not a curated record.
AUGGCGGCGCAGCACCACACGAUGGACUUGCAGCAGGCGCUGGAAUCGCGUGUGCCGUACGAGUUUCUCAGCCCCGCGCUGCGGCAGCGGGUCAGCGUGAGGGCGUACCAGCAGCACUGCGUGCACCACGCGGCGAUGCGGUACUACGAAUACAGACGCCUGCCGGAGUUCGUCCGCGCUGGCGUGGGGGAGGCGAGCUACUACGAGAUGAUGCUUCAGCAGCUGCAGGGGAAGCUGCAGCUGUAUCCGUACAUGCACAUACGCAAGGUGGUGCAGCACACGAAGGAGACACCGCUCAGCUACUACACGACAAUGGUCGCAGAACUACUCAAGGCGGAGCGCAGCUACGACACACUCCCCAACUUCACCGCUGUCGAUGUGCUCAACAGCGUCGGCAUCGGGCGCAACCAGUACCUCGAGCUCACCAAGGAGGUGCGGAGCAAACUGCGCUGGCACAUCAAUCGACAGUACGUGCGGGACCAUCUGCCGUCGGAGAUGCUGCAGGCCAUCGUGCUACCGCCGUUCUGGCGUGUCUUCGCGGUGAGUGUGCCGGCAGAGGUGUUGAAGCGUGCCGCCCUCACCGCAGAGGAGGCCUCGUUGCACCGCCAACUGCUUCUGCAGCCUCGGAGAGGGCGCGGCAGCAACAUCAUCAGCAGCAACGAUGACACCAGUGGUGGCGACGGGCAGCCGUGCUACUACGCCUGCGAGCUGCCGCACGCACCACUGCACCGCUUGUACCGCAAGGGACUUGUCUGCGCGACGUUCACUGUCAGUGCGGAGGAUCAAAUUGUGGUGCCGCCACUCGAGCGCUUCGUCAUGAACCGCACCUCUGACGACCCCGGCGAGGUGCUGCUGUAUAGGGUCCUCGCGACAAUAGACAACCGCACCUCGCUGAGUCUGCUUGCGCAGCUUCUUAUGCUUGAUGAGGCAGAUGUCUGCACAGCGGCCCACAUGUACAUCCGCCUUGGCCUCGCACAGUUCAAGAGAAUCCACAUUCCUGAUGAAUUUGCACAGUCGACCGAGCGCGUGCACGAGACGUGGCGCGACGCGGUGCAGGAUCUGGUGUCAGAGGCUGCUGCUGCUGCUGCUGCGUCUGCCUCCCUUGCGAACUCUGUGGCACGAAUAGCGGGGGGCUCGCGUGAUGUGGAGGCGUACGGCGGCAGCAGCAACAACAACAACAAUAGCCACCCGUCAAGGCGUGUGGCGCUGUUGUACGACGCAAGUCUCACGGGGUUCCUCAUGAUGACGAACCUGAGCUCCGAUCCAACAUUCAAGCAGCACGCGGUCACGCUGUUCGAGGUGGGGAAACUGCCAGAGGAGAUGAUGGGGAGCUUCAUUGAGAAGCUUGAGCAGGUCGACAACCAUGCUGAGCUCGACCUUGGUGGUGAGGCGGUGAAGUACAUUCAGAGUGUGCUGUGCCUGCGCGAGGUGCUCAAGGCGCUCCAGUGUGUAGAGGGCCCCGACAAGGAGUGCGGCGUCGACAUGAUCAAGGUGGAGUCGAUGAACGAGCUUGAGCCAACCACGCGCUACUCCGUCCUGGGGCGCAACUACUGGGCGUACUUUGUCACGUCUCCGGUGUCGUACGCGCCGCUCAUUGACGUGGCACUUAACUGCGUAUACGGUAGCACUGUGAGCCUGAUGCCGUCGCCAUGGAUGACGCUGUACCUCUACGCCACAAUGGGCACAGGACCGCCGUCGUUGCUGCUGCCAGCUGGUGCACGACUAUACGCAUGGCCGGCGAUGCUGCAGGACACGGGGAACAGUAUCGCAAAGCUGCGCCUACAACCACUAACGAUGGAUGCGGAAAUCACGUACGUGGAGGCGGCCACCUCCAUUAUUUUGGCGAACGAAAUGACGGCGACAGCGCCGAUGUUUGUGCAAAGGGUGGCGGAUGUACCGCUGUCCCCAACAACAGGACCCUCAGCAGCGGGUGGUGGUGGUGGAGGAGGAGGAGGAGGAGGAGGUGGUGGUGGUGGUGGUGGUGGCGGGUUUCUCCUGGAGGCUGCCGCCUACACGUCACUCACCGUGAUGGUGCCCUUCACUGCCUCUGAUGAGGAGGCGGUGAAGCUGCUGCGCGUGGCAGUGGUACAACACCUGCGCAUGGAUGCAGAAGAAGCCGUGCGCUUUGUUGAUGCCCGCGCCGGCUGCAGUGAUAAUGCCCCCGCUUCGCGGUUUCUGGAUCGAUUCCAUGCUGCGGUGGUGGCGAUGCAUUUGGAGAACUCGCUUGGCUGCUUUACGUUCUAUGUGUCCCUCUGCGAUGUCACAGCCACGGUGAAGAAGAAAUCGACAACGAGAGCGUCUACAACAACGACGACGACGGUAGCAAAGACGACUACAUCAAUUGCGGAUGCCGGGACACCUCUGGCGUCAGAGGCAUCAGCAACGUCUGUAUCCAAACCCGAGGUGGGAGCAAAUGCGGCAACAGGGGCUAAAGAUGCAGAAGAGGCCGUGCGUGUGUACAGUGUGGAUGAGGCUUUUGUCGUUGACAUUGGCCUGGGCAUUCCCUUGACAAAUUGGCAUUGCUGCUCGGUGAUGGUGCACCACCUGGGAAGUCUGUUGGGCGAGGCGCGCAGCGAGUGCCACAACGACGCAAUGCGGCACCUCGCAAGUGACUUUGGCGAGUUCCUUGAGCGCUACUCGCCGCUGACGACAGCCGCGCGUGAGAAGAUGGCGCUGCAGUCCUCCGCUGUCACAGGGCCGACGACUCAGAUGCAUAUUCGGCGCUUGGGCGAAGGGGGGAACGGCGGCGCGCCGUUCCCGAGUGCGAUGAUUGCGUUUGACGGCGAGCGCCUCGUUGUGACCGAUGACUGGAACCCUCUCGUGGAGUUGUGA